AUGAUGAGUGCCGAUCCCCGCACUUCAGACAACCACGUCCUCCCCUCUCUCUCCUCCUUCCAGCACCCCUCCCAACCUUCUGCAACUUCUCCUUCUUCAACUACGCCGCCCUUGUCGCACGCUCCUUCCAAUGGCGCGGCCAAGGACAUUAACGCGCUUCGUGCGGCAGCACUCAAGAGCCGCAUAAAGAAGGGCAAGAUGAAGGCCAAGACAUCAAAGUCUCGGUCCGCAACUCCCGGGCAUGACCGCGAGGAAGGCGAGAUCAGUGACACCACCCCGUCGCCUAUCCUUUCCCCAUCAAACCCCAACGCGCCCAGACAAGUCGGCGAAACCUCAGUGAGGGCGUACACGCCAUCGUCCCCGGCGAUCACGAGAUCGACAGUCGUCACUUUAUCAUCCAGCCAGCCAGCCGCUUUCUCACAUGGACAAAUCUCCAGGGAAGAUGACGAGUACCUCAAAGUGCUGCGCAACCUGGUGGAUGACCUCGACGUGCCCCCAGAUCAGCUCGUUGCGGGAGGUGCACCAAUCCACCUCGUCCGGCGCGUCUGUGAAGAGAUGGUUGCUGAGAAGAAGUCGCGUGUCUCACUCGGCGCCGAUGACUCCAGACCCGACAUAUGGCAAAUGGCCCGGUCACCCAUGCGCGAGGGAAGCAAUACGCCUGGUGUUCCCGAUACUGGGACAUCGACGCGUGCUUCACGCGCCAACUCGUUGCGCAGCUCGAGUUCAGACGUUGAGGUCGUUGUGCACACCAAUGAGGCCGCCAACAGCGGCGCACUUAGUCCCAGUUCUGACAGCUCAAUGGAAGCCAUGGUGGAACGCAUGAGUAACAUUGUCAGAGGCAAGGGACGCAAGCGCCGUGACCUCGAUAGUGCUGCGUCGUUCCCGACGACGCUGGACUACGGCGACGACGGCGGAGAAAGUGACGUGCGGUCUGCACGCCCCCCCGAGCCUGCAGCCGCACCUCCCUCCCCUCCCCCAGUUCCCAUUGUGACGAUCCAACAACCUGUUGUCAUCCCUUCUCGUCACACCGCGCCUGUUCGAGCACCCUCACCGCCCUCGAUCCCACCACCUCCUGUUCCACCGCCUCCUCCGACACAAGCUGACGAACUUGCAGAAGCCCGUCGCCGUCUCCUCGCCUCCAUGCGCCUGAAGAAGACUGGCACCCCGACCUCCAACCCCUCCACACCCGUUCUUCCUUCACCCGCACCUGUUUCACGUAGGGCAACGCCUCCUGAGCUUCCAGUCAGCCAGCAGGAGGCCGCCGAGGCUCCCAUGGACUUGGACACGGAGUUGGAGGACGGUGAAAUCACAGACCCAGAAGAAGGCGAACUCGUCGACGAUGACAAAACCAAUCUGAGGACGGCGGCAUCUUCGGAAGUGUGGAACAUGCCUCUGGUCGCGGGGCCCAUCUUGUUCUCACGACCCCGAGAUGUAACUCCGACUGUCCUGCCCAUACAGGCUCCCACCCCCGCAGUUGUCCCCGUCCGCACAAACUCUCGAGGCAUCAAGCGCCCUCUGGCCGAGGACUUGAUGGACCAACCGUCUCGUCCACCCAGUGCGUCGCGACCCCGUCGCAAGAUAUUCUGCGUCACAGCGCAGCGACCGACUGCUCUGACUGUUCCGCUGGACGACCACCCAAGCGACAGCGAUGGAGAGGACGAGCUGCCGACCCCGGCCAUCCUCCCUCCAGUCAUCGUGAUCCCGCCUGAGUGGGAGACGAUCCAGAAGGAGGAGGAGAAAGCGCGCAAAAUUGCAGAGAAGGACGAGCACAUCCGCCGCCUCCGAGAGCGUAUCGCCGCGCUGGCGGAGAAGAAGAAGACAUGUUCGACACCGUCAACCCCAACUGGCGCUCUGACGCCCGCGACCGCCAGCAGCAUAACCGAAUGGGCCAUCAAGGAGGAGUUCAACCACUCCGCCAAAGCGUCAAUCUCAACAACGGCGCCUGCAAUAGACGCCGCGUGCCAUGACCUGCCCGUCGCAGUGGAAGACGAGGGCAUGGACAUAGAUGAGCCAGUAUCAAGUCACCUUGUCGAAGAAGGUAGUGUCGCAUUGCCUGCUCCCUAUCCUUACGCCAGCUACGACCAGCACGUCGGCGCAGACCUCGACCCUGAGUCGACACUCACUCUCGACUGGGGACGGAUGUCCUCGAUCAUACUGACGCACCGUCUGCAGCGUAACCCCGGCGUCGAACUCUGUCCAUUUGAGGCUGCUGGUGGCAGAUGCAGGGAUGCCACGUGCCAGCACGUGCAUCUUGGUCGAGCUGAGCCAACUGACGACGACCUUGUCGUCUACAUGUCACAGAUUCUCUCCCUUCAAGCUGGCCCCAUCUCUCAAGAAUUUGACCGGGCCGUCAUUGAAGAGGCCCUCAACGCGGCUCGGGCUGAAUUUACCAGCUCAAGCAAGACUGCCGAGACUCGAGGAGCUGAGACAACGAAGGAGGGGGUCAGGGCCGGGUCUGGCAGUGACUUGUCGCGGCUGCUGGACAUGACAGCUCGGCGGCUCAGAGCCAGGUGA
Cutaneotrichosporon cavernicola is the source of this 2514-nucleotide messenger RNA. RefSeq lists its product as uncharacterized. The record is from RefSeq and is a predicted model, not a curated record. Lineage: Eukaryota; Fungi; Basidiomycota; Tremellomycetes; Trichosporonales; Trichosporonaceae. The transcript has 7 exons. Bases 1 to 2514 code for a protein of 837 amino acids.